AUGCCUGGUGUGGUCAGGGGUCAUCAAAGGGCAGCUGUCUGCUAUAAAGGGGCCUGUCUGCUGUUCUGUCCGCACAUCACUUCACCCUUAGACCAGCUGAGGAAAGGAAGGAAGGAAGAAGACCUUAACCUCUUGCAGUGUCACUGUAAAAUGGUUUUCUACGUGCUUUUUUUGUCCUGUUUUGCCCUGGUCGUGUCUACGCAGAGGCCCGAGUCUCACGCGAGCAGCGCAGCGCUGGCGAAUGUUUCCCUUCGCCCUCGCGGCCGGUUCCCUCCGUACAUGAUGCAACUGUAUCGCUCGUUCAGGGCGGCCGACGUCGACUCCGGUGGCAGUCGGCCCGCGCGAGAAUCCGACUCUAUCCUCAGUCUUGUGGCGAAAGGGUUCCAUCAAGUGGGCGACAGACGGACGGUUACAUUUGACAUGUCGUCCGUUUCCGCCAGCGACAGAGUCCAGCGAGCAGAGCUCCGCAUCCGGCUGCCGGGCCAGAAUUCCCACAAGCGGGCCGUUGUGGAUUUGUAUCACUCCCGACACUGCGAGCGCGAGGAGGGCCCGUCGUGCCAGGACGAGCGUCUUCUCCUGGGCAGCGUCAGUGCGUCAGCCAGCAAGUCUUCAUGGAAGCUUUUUAACGUGACCGCUCUUUUGAGGUAUUGGCUCUACCAAGGAGACGGAGUGUCGGGUCAGGAGGCCUCAGGAGAGCCUGAACCCGAGUUCGGGAGCGGUUCUGCGCAUUAUGGGGCGAUACCCAGCAAGGUCGUCUUCAAGAAUCCAGGAAGGCAAAGUCGUCCGACCGCUAUUCGGGCAAUAAUGGUGAUAUUCUUUAAACACGACCUCCCUCGGGAGGCUCACUCAGAGUACAGCCUCAUACACACGGUGGAAAACUCCAAGUACGCCGGCAUGGAGCGAAGCGGCGUCGAGGGCCAAAGUCGGCGCCACAAAAGGAACAGGAUGGAGAGGGCGAUGGUGCCGGCCGGCCCCGCGCCCACCGCCGCACCGGAGGGCGCUCAAGGGCCCCGCUGUAGCAAAGUGGACAUGUGGGUGGACUUCGACCUCAUCGGCUGGGACGAGUGGAUUGUGCAUCCGAAACGCUUCAACGCUUAUCGCUGCGAGGGGGAGUGUCCCACACCGUUGGACGAUUCCUUCAACCCCACCAACCACGCGUACAUGCAAAGCCUUUUGAAGUACCACCACCCAGAGCGGGUGAGCUGCCCGUCCUGUGUGCCGACGCGCCUCGGCCCCCUGUCCAUGUUGUAUUACGAGAACGACGACUUGACCCUGCGUCAUCACGAGGACAUGAUCGUUGAAGAGUGCGGCUGUCACUGA
Messenger RNA from Phycodurus eques (leafy seadragon), 1320 nucleotides. RefSeq names its product southpaw (gene spaw). NCBI's taxonomy places the organism in Eukaryota, Metazoa, Chordata, Actinopteri, Syngnathiformes, Syngnathidae. Bases 1 to 1320 code for a protein of 439 amino acids. The record is from RefSeq and is a predicted model, not a curated record. Gene Ontology annotation, biological process: SMAD protein signal transduction; BMP signaling pathway. The transcript has 3 exons. Gene Ontology annotation, molecular function: type I activin receptor binding; growth factor activity; cytokine activity. Gene Ontology annotation, cellular component: extracellular region.